Insectozyma verbasci is the source of this 361-nucleotide messenger RNA. NCBI's taxonomy places the organism in Eukaryota, Fungi, Ascomycota, Pichiomycetes, Serinales, Debaryomycetaceae. The record is from the annotation of a GenBank genome assembly.
AUGGGUAUGUUUUAAAGACAGAGAAAGAGAAGAAAUCAAAUCAAAUCAAAUACUAACUUCCCUCCUAGGUAAAUUGGAUAGUUAUGAAUAUCAUAAAAGACCAGAUUUAGUAUCAUUUGAUGAUAUUAAUUAUUCAAAUUUAAAACAAGUUGAAGAUGCAAGAAAAUCAAUGUUAAGAGAACAAUGGAUUAAAGUUUCAGAAUUAAAAAUAGCUCACGAAGCUGUCAGAAAAUGUAGACAAUAUCAUCAUGAUGAUGCAAGUAGAAAUUGUAAAUCAUUAAUAUUAAAAUACUUAAAAAUGUUGGAAUCUUAUCCAAUACAAGGUUAUCAAGGUUAUCAAAAGAAUGACCCAAGUAAAUAA